AAAUGACAGAUAGAUCCAAAGGUCUUGAAGCACGCACCAAGAAAAUUAUACAUAACAUGCUUUAUCAAAUCAUUGUCAUACGAAUAAGAGAACUGCUUUUAUUUAAACAAGUCAUUAGAUUGGAUAGGAUUGAGUAUUCCUAAUCAUGUAUGCAUAGCUUCCCUUCACAAAUCACAAUCACAGCACAAUCACAAUCACAAUCACAAUCACGAAUCUCAGUGAGAAUGCGAAGGUGAAGAAGAUGCAGCAGAGUGGUGAGAUUGGGAGUGCGAAGGAGCGUAGAUCUUGUUGUAAGCAGUUUCACCAACGAGAUAGAUGCCGAAGGCGACCAGGGCUAUCCCGAGCCCAGGAGUUGCGUGACGAAACUGAUUUGUGAGCAUCGGAUGCUUCCUCCAUUCAUCCCUUCGCCUGAAGAACUCUCCGGUUGGUCCUAAUGUCUUCCCCAUCGUCGUCGAUUGAUCUGUGUCGCCGCCCCGGUUUGCUGCCUUGUUUGCCUUGCCCCAAUGGAUACGAAUGGCUGACUUCCGCCUUUACUUGGGCCAUACACACUCAAAGCCCAUAAACAGAUUGUCAUCGAUCGAUUCGAUAACCCAAUAACCCGACCCGAAUGAAAUGAUUAUACCCGGAUCGCCAUAUCCAGAUUUUCACAAGAUGCUGCUCUUCAAGUUUUAACAAGAAUGGCAUCUUAUUGUUGUCUCUCUUCACCGGUUUCAGGGGGGAACAAGAGGAGGUCAGCGGUGUUGCAGAGAGAAAGGGAUGACGAUUCUUCAGGUUAUGCCUUCCGUCAUUUCACCUUCCUCUCAGAUUUCCCUAUCUCAAAGUCAAAUUCCAUCCAACUCCAUCUACCUAUCGUCAGUUCACCACGGCCAGCAUCCUCGAUUCUUAUCUCCUUGCUCGUUAAGUACGAGAAAUUCCACUUCCCCUAGACGCCAUUCAAUUAUUAGAAGCUAUACAAUCAAUUGCUCCGCUCAUGAUUCUUCUAGCAUUACAAACCAGAGCAGUGAAUCUGUUAAAGAGAAAAGUGUCUCCGUGGUUCUUCUAGCUGGAGGGAAGGGAAAACGAAUGGGUGCAAGCAUGCCAAAGCAGUAUCUUCCCCUUUUAGGGCAACCAAUUGCUUUGUAUAGUUUCUACACUUUCUCACGGAUGCCAGAGGUUAAAGAAAUCAUUGUGGUUUGUGAUCCAUCUUACCAGGAUAUUUUUGAAGAUGCUAGACAGAAAGUCAAUGUUGACCUGAAAUUUGCAUUGCCUGGAAAAGAAAGACAAGAUUCUGUGUUCAGUGGACUUCAGGCAAUUGAUUUGAAUUCUGAACUUGUAUGCAUUCAUGAUUCAGCAAGACCUUUGGUAACUUCUAGUGAUGUACAAAAGGUUCUAAAUGAUGGUUUGCAUGUUGGAGCUUCAGUACUUGGUGUUCCUGCUAAAGCAACUAUCAAAGAGGCAAAUAGCGAAUCUUUUGUAGUGAAGACUUUGGACAGAAAAACACUUUGGGAAAUGCAAACUCCACAGGUCAUCAAGCCUGAGCUGUUGAAGAAAGGUUUUGAGCUUGUAAAUAGAGAAGGCCUUGAAGUCACGGAUGAUGUGUCAAUUGUUGAGCAUCUCAAACAUCCUGUGUACAUCACAGAAGGAUCUUAUACUAACAUCAAGGUUACAACUCCCGAUGAUCUUUUACUUGCUGAAAGAAUAUUAAAUACGGCCUCAUUUGUGACAGCUUAACUGUAAAUGUUAUUGCAUGACAUGACAUGCAUACAACAUAGGAACAUUAUUAAACCCAUUUUAAUCCAUGUAUUAAUCAAAACCCUUUUCUCUAUAUAUAAUCCUACUAGUAUAUAUUCCUUGUCCAUAUUGAAUAUAUGCUUUUUACAGGGUUUAGUUAGACUUUAGCUUUUAAAAGAGAGGUCGAAUUAAAGGAAAAGCUUCGUACGAG
This is a messenger RNA of Lactuca saligna, 1921 nucleotides long. Lineage: Eukaryota; Viridiplantae; Streptophyta; Magnoliopsida; Asterales; Asteraceae. The record is from the annotation of a GenBank genome assembly.